CUUCACCUUGACCUUCGUAACUUUGUAUCUAUACCUCCUCUCCGACUGACGGUGUCUCCGGUGUGACGUCAUUCGCGGUUGUAGCUUCUAAUUGAUAAUAAUAAUAAUAAAAAUACUCACUAUGGAUUUACUCUGGAAUGCAUAUUCCACUACUGCGGACGAAGAAGAAGAAGAAGAAAAACAUGAACCUCCUCCUCCUCCGUCUCCGCCGCUCAAGCGGCCUAAAACUGAAUAUCCUCCGCGGCGUACAAAUACGUCUGCGUUUAGGCCCCACCAACCACAAGAGACUCCAAUUGCAGGCAGAUACAUUUCGAAGCGAGAACGGGCACUCAUGGCCUCCGCUCCCAAAUCAGAACCCCCUCCUACUUUUUUACCACCAGCUUCCCCUGUUCAUGGAAGCAUCUCAGAUUCAUAUGUAAGGAAAGACAUUUUGUCAUUGUUGAGGAAUCGAACACAAGACUAUGCUAAUUCUGGCAGUACAUCUGAGAAGAUGUCCACGCCCCUUACUGGCCAUACAAAAGCUGUGAAUUCAAUACAAUGGUCACAAAUUCAUUCUCAUCUGCUUGCAUCUGCUAGUAUGGAUUCUAAAAUCAAUGUAUGGAAUGUGUGGAGUACAGAAGAGAAGAAAGCUCGGGUAUUCAACCUUCAUACUGCUGCAGUAAAAGACAUCCAAUGGUCAGAGCAAGGUCUUUCUUUACUCUCUUGUGGAUAUGAUUGCACAUCAAGAUUAAUUGAUGUUGAAAAAGGGCUUGAGACUCGUGUUUUUAAGGAAGAUCAGGUUGUUGGAGUUGCUAAAUUUCAUCCUAAUAACUCCAAUCUAUUUUUAUCUGGGGGAUCAAAAGGCCUCAUUCGGUUAUGGGAUAUUAGAACAGGAAGUUCAGUGAAUCAGUAUUUUCGAGGCCUUGGUCCGAUUCUGGAUUUGGAAUUUACGAGCAAUACAAGACAGUUCAUUUCUUCUAGUGAUGAAUCCAGAAGCAACAUCAGUGAGAACUCUAUUAUCGUAUGGGAUGUCUCACGAGAGGUUCCUUUAUCAAACCAGAUCUAUGUGGAAGCUUACACCUGUCCCUGUAUACGGCAUCAUCCAUACGAUCCAUAUUUUGUGGCGCAAUCAAAUGGAAAUUACAUAGCAAUUUUUUCUUCCAAACCUCCCUUUAGGCUCGAUAAGUACAAAAGAUAUGAAGACCAUGGUGUUUCCGGGUUUCCUAUCAAGUGUAAUUUCAGCCCGGAUGGAAAAAAGCUCGUCUCUGGCUCUUCAGAUGGAUGCAUUUACUUCUAUAACCUCAAAACGGGUGAUCUCAUUAAGAAACUUAAAGUUUAUGAACAAGCAUGCAUAGAUGUGGCAUUCCAUCCUGUCAUAUCAAAUGUAGUUGCUACAUGCAGCUGGAAUGGAGAAAUCACAGUUUUUGAGUGAUACCGACACAAGAUUAAUGUAUCAUGAUUGUUAACAGCAUUUAAAUCAUGAUUUGAUCGGGGGGUCUCGCUACAUAAAUGAAGUGUUGGUAUGUUUAUGCUUCUGAGUAUUCCAGAUCACAGAAUGUGGCAUUCAAGCCUGAUGCCCCCACUUGUAUUAUAACUAAUCAGGUGCAUUAUUCUUGAUUGUAACAAUGCUUGUGUCCGGGGCCUAUCUUAUAUAUUUCCCUCUGAAAAAUCAAAAACGUGGCUGAUUCUUUUGUCUUAA
This is a messenger RNA of Erigeron canadensis, 1678 nucleotides long. RefSeq names its product WD repeat-containing protein 25. NCBI's taxonomy places the organism in Eukaryota, Viridiplantae, Streptophyta, Magnoliopsida, Asterales, Asteraceae. Gene Ontology annotation, molecular function: protein binding. The record is from RefSeq and is a predicted model, not a curated record. The transcript is spliced from 4 exons. Bases 122 to 1411 code for a protein of 429 amino acids.